Molecule: messenger RNA, 4857 nt
Organism: Acinonyx jubatus (cheetah)
Lineage: Eukaryota; Metazoa; Chordata; Mammalia; Carnivora; Felidae
Gene: CTLA4
Product: cytotoxic T-lymphocyte associated protein 4
Exons: 7
Coding region: 2919-3758 (279 amino acids)
Biological process (GO): B cell receptor signaling pathway; immune response; negative regulation of regulatory T cell differentiation
Cellular component (GO): membrane; external side of plasma membrane
Source: RefSeq, a predicted model, not a curated record
CACCUUUGCAUAAAUAUCUGAUGGUUCUUCCAGCUUUCCCCAUCUCCCUCCCCAUUUUCUUUCAUAGAUACUUCUCCUAAUAAGACCUUUGCAUGCUUAAUCCCAUUUUGGUAAAAAAUGUCAAUAGUUCUGAAGUUGAGAAACUUUGGCUUACAGAGAUAAUAACAGCAGGAGCUGAGUAUCAAUAUUAGCUCAACUACUUUGUGAUUCCCUGGAGAUAGAACUCCUGAGGAUUGGGCCAGAUGGCAAAUGGCGCACCAAGAAAAAUGAUAUUUCUGAGAAGCAGUUGGACUAAGAUUAACAGUAUUCUGCUUCCAAAGGGUUUGGUCAGAAGUGACUUUCUCUGAGAAACCAUGGUCUUAACAACCCUUGUCCACUCUGGCUUCCCUCCUUCCUUCCUCCCUUUCUUCUUUCGUUGUUUCAUUCCUUAAUCCCCAUACCCCUUCUCUCUUCUCUUUCCUUUUCUCCCCUUCUCUCUUUUCUGGCCCCAGUGACUUUUUGUCUCUUGCCUUAAUAUUGUAUAGUUAGUAAAUGACAAUGAUUACUCAAUAGUUCCAUCAUGAAAACACAAUUCUCAUGCAAGCAGUUUACAAUGACUUUUAGUUUGAAAUUUCUCAUGGUUCGGUUUCGGAUAAAAGGUGAAUGUUCUUGGAAAGUUUGAACUUAAUCAGAAAAGUUAUUUUAGAAUUAUGCUCUUAGGGUAAUUGCUGGGCUUUUAGAUCUGGAAAUAUUUUCUUACCAGUUAUUGUCCACUGAUUGCUAGGAGAUUUGGGUUAAUAAAUUUAUCACUUAAUAAUUUUUUCCUCCUCUUCAGUUCUUACGCAUUUGCACAUAUUCAUUCAGUUUCACUUCUACGGUUAGCACUGCACCCCCAAAUUAAAGCCGAUUUUAGUCCAACGUCAGGUUCUAACUGGGUCAGGUUUGCUAAGAAUCAAGCCCACUUUUGUCAAUUCUUUUCAUAAAAUUGGUCUGGGUUUCAAGAACAUAAUGAAACCAGAAUGUGGGGGAGUUUAGAAUAUAGUCUGGUCUCAAUUCGUCUGCUCUUUGAAAACCACGGUCUGGUUUCAACCCAACUAAACUUGGAUAGUUUAAUUUAAAAAAAGUAGUGACUAGAAAAUCCCAUCAAUCCAUGGAGCACAAUAGCACUCUUCUAAGGACAAUAAACCCAGAAGAAAAGGAAGCAUGGAAGUUUUCUUGUUAGGUUUGCCAAUAAAGUGAUAGAUAUUCUAAAAUAAUGUUUCAGAAUUUAUGAGUGAUAGCCUCUUCAGAAAGUGAUCUUGGGUAUCCAAUCAGCCCUAUUUAUGUCUCAUAUCUCUAUAUUGAUCAGUUUUCUUCAUCUGUGUUCCCAAAUGCCUUGCCUCACCUGCAGGCCCUGUUUUUCCUAACUGAAGUUUUAAGGGUUUUAAAAUUCUCAGUCCUUCACUGAAUGAGGCUUGCAUUAGUCACUAUCCAAGACUUAGAUCCAAUGUAGUUCUGACCAUGGGACUCUCACUUUGGAAAAUGGCCACUGGGCUCCUGCCAUACUCAGGUAAGGCUUAGAUUUCCUCUAAGUCCCUUUGUCUGCAUCUCAGAGGACUGAGUUUCUGCUUUGAGACUUUUGAGUGUCUUGCUCUGUCUUGCCCUUCCCCUGGGGCCAGAAACCCUGACCUGAUCUCCAUCUUUGUAUCUUGGGGCCUGGGGCUCAUCAGUAUGUGGACAGGCUUUCUGAAUAAAGAAGUAUCAGGCUACUAGCUGCCUGGAGUCCUACUUUUUGUGCUCUACUCACUGUGUACAAUCUCUUUUCCGUGGGCUCCAGUGCUGUUAUUUAAAUUGUGCCCUGUGAAGGUUUGGCAUAACCCACCAUCUAGUCCCCCAGGGGCCUGAAGUUCAGCUGCAGUUCUGCAGUAGUGAUGGCUCAUGAGAGAAUCAGCCUUCCUCCCCAUGUUACACUUGCUUUGUGUGGCCAUGGAGUAGGGUCAUGACUCCCACUCGAAUCUAAGAUGUUCAUCCCUGUUCUAGUGCUGCCACCAUUACUGAAAAUGUUCUUGGUAUUUGAAGGCCUGUAUAUAGCACAAUCCUUCCAACAUCUUCAAAGGUAACACUUAUUUGUAUGAAUAAUAAUUUGAUAUUCCCUCCCACCAACAACAAUUUCCUCAUUAUCUGAGGGAUGUUGGUGGUUAAAACACCAAGAUAUGACCAUACAGUAAUAAGACACUGCAUUUUUUUCCCCUCCAUAAAAAUGAGAAUAAUUCCAAAAAGUGGCAUCCCAGGGAUUUUCUGAACAAUGACAGUAUCACUGGAAAAAUAUAACCUUCCAAGACGACAUAUUUGAAGGGCUGCAGUCAUUUGAAUUUGCAAUUUUAGAUAAAGCGAUUGAACCUUUUAUCACUGAAAGUUUUUGUUUUGUUUUGCUUUUUAACUAUAAUGAGUUGUGGGAAGCCAGUCAGCCUUACAUUUCCUUGGAAUUCUCUUUGUGACAUAGUGGAGCAUCACCUUGAAUGUAUGGCCCCAAGAAGAACUUCUCUUUCUCUUGCUUCCUUCUGCCAGGGAAGAGGCUGGCAUGGUUCGGAGCCUUCAACUGCACUCCCAUAGCACAUCAAAAGAUACUUUUAGGUAGGAAUUCUGACAUAGAGGAAUUGGCCAGAUAAUUUUAAAAGUGCUUAGGGUUAGUUCUUGAAUUUUCUGUCUUUGUAUGCUAAGUAUCGUGUCUAAUUUAUAUUACUGAAUAUCUGAUUCUGACAGAUUUUCCCCAUGACACCUGAAGUCCAUGUUCAACUGAGAGUGAUCUGUUUGAAUGACCUGCAUGGUAUGUCUUGAAUGAUUUCUGUCAAGUUGGAAACCAAGGACAUACACUUAGAGAAUGCAAAGUCUACAGAUGAUAUGAAGCCAGGCCUAACCAUCUGCCUGAUUCUCUUAGAUGGGCAUGGAAGCUGGGCUCUAUGUAUGUGCCAGACAAAGACUGCAGACCCUGGGUUUUCAUUUCAGUGCAUUACUCUUACUGCCUUCAGCAGGCCCUGAUGUGCUCAUACCUGAACACUGCUCCCAUAAAGCCAUGGCUUGCUUUGGAUUCCGGAGGCAUGGGGCUCAGCUGGACCUGGCUUCUAGGACCUGGCCCUGCAGUGCUCUGUUUUCUCUUCUCUUUAUCCCCGUCUUCUCCAAAGACCAUAUCAGUUAAGAAACCAUGUGGUUUGUACGAUAUAUCUUGGAUGCUCAAAGGGAUGCAUGUGGCCCAGCCUGCAGUGGUGCUGGCCAGCAGCCGAGGUGUCGCCAGCUUCGUGUGUGAAUAUGGGUCUUCAGGCAAUGCCGCCGAAGUCCGAGUGACUGUGCUGAGGCAGACUGGCAGCCAGAUGACUGAAGUCUGUGCUGCGACAUACACAGUGGAGAAUGAGUUGGCCUUCCUAGAUGAUUCUACCUGCACUGGCAUCUCCAGCGGAAACAAAGUGAACCUCACCAUCCAAGGGUUGAGGGCCAUGGACACGGGACUCUACAUCUGCAAGGUGGAGCUCAUGUACCCACCACCCUACUAUGCAGGCAUGGGCAAUGGAACCCAGAUUUAUGUCAUCGACCCUGAACCUUGCCCAGAUUCUGACUUCCUCCUCUGGAUCCUCGCAGCAGUCAGUUCAGGAUUGUUUUUUUAUAGCUUCCUUAUCACAGCUGUUUCUUUGAGCAAAAUGCUAAAGAAAAGAAGCCCUCUUACUACAGGGGUCUAUGUGAAAAUGCCCCCAACAGAGCCAGAAUGUGAAAAGCAAUUUCAGCCUUAUUUUAUUCCCAUCAAUUGACACACCGUUAUGAAGAAGGAAGAACAUUGUCCAAGUUCUAAGAGCUGAGGCAAUUCUAACUUUUUGCUAUCCAGCUAUGUUGCUUAUUUGUGUAUUUUGGGGGGGGAUUCAUCUCUCUUUAAUAUAAAGCUGGAUGCAAAAUCCAGAUGAAGUGUACUACAAUUUGAAGCAAAGGUGCAGGAAAACAGAGCCAGGAUGUUUCUGUCACGUCAGAUCCAAUUUUAGUAAAAGCAUCACUCGGGAGCAAUAUAGGGAUGCAGUCUUAUGUUGUAGGUGAAGGAUAUGGGUUAGGGGGUGGUGCUGUCCAAAGAAUACAAAGGAAGAGAGUUAGGGAGAGGAUGAUAUUGUACACACUUUGUAUUUACACAUGAGAAGUUUAUAGCUGAGGUGAUGUUUUCAAGUUAAAGUUUUGUGCUGUUAUUUUUCUUAAAUGUGGAAUUACAUGAAGACUUUAAAAAUACUCACGUGGCUAUAUUUUAGCCAGUGAUUCCAAAGGUUGUAUUGUACCAAUAUGUAUUUUUUUUUUAUUUGAUAGUAUUGUGCAUGGGGGCCACAUGUGCUUUUGUGUAUUUGCUGAUGGUUUUAAUAUAAACACUAUAUGGCAGUGUCUUCCCACCAUGGGUUCAGGGAGAGUUUUAUGGAGGGGCUCAGGACACUAAUACACCAGGUAGAAUACAAAGUCACUUGGUAACUGGCUUGGAAACUGGAUGAGGUCAUAACUGAUUCUUAUAGACACAUUGAGCUGAAUUGGUGUUGACAUGUGCUUUGGGCUUUUAUGUUAGCUCCUUUCAAAGGUUUGCAAGGGAGUCCAGACUGGUGUAUCUGAUGUAACUCAAUAGAACACCAACCUCAAGAAAAUGGCUCACUCCAGGGGUCUUGUAGGUAUGAACUUCAAGGAAGCUCUAGUUUCACAAGGGCCCCAAUUCCUAACACAUGGUUCAUGCCAUGGACAGAAAAAAGCAGCAGGUGGCAGAACGGGGUGAUGAAAGUUUCUAAAAACUAACACUGUUGGUGUUUUUUAACUCAUUAUUUUCCAUGAAAAUGCAACAACAUGUAUAAUAUUUUUAAUUAAAUAAAAAUCUGUGGUGGUCAUUUUCCA